Molecule: messenger RNA, 1818 nt
Organism: Spodoptera litura
Lineage: Eukaryota; Metazoa; Arthropoda; Insecta; Lepidoptera; Noctuidae
Product: speckle-type POZ protein-like
Molecular function (GO): protein binding
Source: RefSeq, a predicted model, not a curated record
CUACGAUGCGACGCUAAACUAAACAAUAAUAACAAAACCGUGCGUGAAGAGUUCGUUUGUUUGUUGAACUUUGUUGGUUAGGUAAUCUUUAAAACAAAGACGUAUUUUUGUGAUUUUGUGUAAUAUUUAUUUUAUUUGGCGGUAUUACGGUUGUCAGUGACAGACUGUUAGAUGACUUUGAUUGAUUGAUGUAUUUAGUGCUUCCAACUUGUAUUCGCGGGUGUAUAUGCGUGCGGUGCAUAAAGUUUAUUCGGUGUAGUUGGCGUAGCACAUAUUUUAUUUGGUUUGUUCGAAUUGAGAUUCUUAGAACUAUGUCUAGUAUAAAUUAUACUACCCGUACCGAAGGACAAACCAAAAUAAACACUAUAAUAUGGACAGUGCCAAAUUUUAUUAUUCUGUUGGAAAACAAAACUAAUAGAGAGUUUCGUACCGAAAAAUCUAAGGAUCCUACUACUGAUUUGUCGGAAUCAAGAUUCCAGUUGAAGAUGCAAUUCCUAGGAAGAGAUAAUGACAUCAUAGAAAUCUACUACCUGUCCCCAACUCCUGUGUUCUUGAAGUCUGUCUUAACCAUAUGUCUGAAACGUUUCGAAGAGCGGUCGAUAGUAAUUAAAGAGUAUCACACUGUACAGGCAAAUAAAUGGCAGUACUUAGCAACAUUAUUCAAACGAGACAUAGCCAGUUAUGAUGGCAGAGACAUAUUCCUACUUAGUGAUGGCAGUUUGAGACUGAAAUUCCAGUUUAUGGUAACUAAUGAUAUUAAAGUGGACCGCUCUAAUAUCCCUGAGGCGCAACUGAGCAAUGAUUUUGAAAAUUUACUAAACAAUGGUUUGUUUUCUGAUGUCACUAUGAAAUCUGUAGAAGAUGUUGAAUAUAAGGUGCACAAGGCUGUGUUAGCCAGCCGAAGUGCAGUUCUAAAGGCACAUUUUGAACAUAACACUACUGAAUGCCUUACUAAUAUUGUUGAAUCUCCAUUAGAGUCUGAGGUAUUGAGAGAAGUCUUGACUUUCAUAUACAGUGACAAAGCUCCAAGGGUGGAUGAAAUACCAGAGAAGUUGUUGGCUGCUGCAGACUACUACCAACUAAGCAGACUGAAGAAUCUCUGUGAGGAAGCUCUGCAUAAGAAAUUAACAGUGGAAAAUGCAAUAGAAACCUUACAACUGGCCGAUCUUCACUCUGCCAAUACUCUGAAGCAACUCACACUUGAGUUUAUAAAGGAUGGUCAGGCAAAACUCAUAACAAAGACUGAAGGUUGGAAUAAAGUGAAGUCUGUGGAACUAAUCAAAAGGAUUUAUGAAUACAUCAUGACUGAUGAUAUUGAUGCAGAUAUUAAGUAGUCACCUUGUUACUACAGAUGUUUAUAAUAUGAUAUUAAACUUGUUGACAGCCCUUACACAUAUUGUCUUCAUAUUCUUGAUAGACUGUAGUGCAUUCCAACUUAAGUGUGAGUGAGUGUGUGUGUUUAAUUAAUGUCUUAAAUCUUAAUGGUAAAUAAGAUGAAUUUGUUAUAUUGUCAUUGUUGUUAUCGAUGCUAGAUUGUUAUUAGUGAUUAUUUAUGAGAUUGUUAAUACAAAUACUAAAUUCCUAAUGAUUUUGCCAUUAGAAUGUAAUGUAAAAGAAAUAUUAAAAUGACAGGGAGUUAAAUUGUACAAAUAAUAAAAUACCAUAUUUUAUUUUGAAAUUUUUAUUACAAUUUGAUUAACAUAGAAUUAUCAAUGGCAGCCAAUAUAGUGUAUACAUUCCUCUAUUACUUUUAUAAUAACUAUCAUGAGACAUACUAAAUUAACUAAAAUCGCGGAAUACCAGCUGCGCGACAUCGCC